Colletotrichum acutatum is the source of this 948-nucleotide messenger RNA. RefSeq lists its product as uncharacterized. The record is from RefSeq and is a predicted model, not a curated record. NCBI's taxonomy places the organism in Eukaryota, Fungi, Ascomycota, Sordariomycetes, Glomerellales, Glomerellaceae. The transcript is spliced from 2 exons. Bases 409 to 687 code for a protein of 92 amino acids.
AGUCUGAGAGGAAUAAAUGGUUGAUCCACAACUAUGCGCCUCGACUUUCUCUUCCAACUCCGUCAAUAGCUCAUAGCCAGGGAGAAACCUACCCGCUUGCCAGUCACGCAGACAUCGUCAGUCGGCACUCGGCCUGGGUGGGAUAACAUAGCCUCAUUCUUUACGGUUGUGGGCACAGAAGGAAUGGCAGACACGAUAUCUAAGGAGAGAAAGGAACAACAUGAUUCUGAGUGGAAAUAUAAAAGGUCGAUGAAAUCGCCUCUUGUCCUGGCUUCAUGAUAGAGCAGCAGUCACCGCCGGAAAGCCAUCUCUCCACCGAAACCUUUCACAAAGCAAUCGCUCCGCUCUUCGUUUUCUACAUACCCGGCCUCCACCCGCCACCCAAACUCACCCUCACUUCGCGUUAAAAUGCACUUCCAAAGCUUCCUGCUCGCGGCCGCCAUGAGCCUGCCCUUCUCCAUGGCCGCUCCAGUCGCCGAAGCAGACACCAUCGCCAACGCGGCAACUAGCAGCAGCAACCUUGAGGCUCGAGCCUGCCCCUACACCGGCUGGUACCAAUGCAUCAACGUCCAGACCAAUCUCUGCAUUGCCCAGUGUGCUUGGGCUGGCAAGGGUUCUGCUGUCUGCCUGUCCGGUUGUUCUGGAAAGGCAAAUAGUGCUUGUGGCGCCUAUGGCUGCGGCCAGUGAGCUCUACUAAGCGAGUCAAGAGAUACCGAGUUAGAGAGGACGUGGCUUGGAAUGGAGUUGAAGAGAGGAUGUAAAAGUUGAGAAAGGGGUGAUCAAGGGGACGAUGAGAGGGGAGUUUAUGGAGAUGCUGCUGUUAGGUAGUUACUACUUCGAACUUGCGUCACUUAACCUUGCACACUUAACCCGGGGCAUGUCAAAUGCCUCAUAAGGUACAUCGGCCGGCUCCCGAGUAGAAAGUGAAUUUGUAUAAGUGAUCAAAAC